AUGGCUCCAUGUCCACCAGAGUAUGCUAAAAAAAGACUAAGUGUGAUCCGAUUCCCUGUCAAUAUCCAGAAUUACAACCUUCAGUCUCAACGCAAAGUAUACGAUGUCUUUGCUAAAGAGAUGUCUGAGACGCCAGGGUUCAGAAAUUCAUACAUUAUGUUUGAAGGUUACUCUGUUCACGGGGUCAAGUUGGUUCCCAGCGAAUCUAGUGCCUUCCCACAUCGCGAUGAUAAUAUAAUUAUUGCUCCUGUGGUAACCUACGAUAACAAAGCCAAUAAUCCAGAACUAGACGCAAAAGCAAAUGCAUUUGGAGAGAAACUACGUCAGACCAUAAUUGCUGCUCGCGGUCAGAAAGAGUUGCACACAUAUGUUAACUACGCAUCUGGCGGCGAGACGCGCGAAAAUAUGUAUGGGUUUGGGCCAUGGAGACUGCAGAAACUGGCAGCCCUCAAGAAGAAAUAUGACCUAGAACAAAAAUUAAACUACUAUGCCUCCGUGUUCUAA
Messenger RNA from Talaromyces stipitatus ATCC 10500, 504 nucleotides. Its product is annotated as FAD-dependent oxygenase, putative. The record is from RefSeq and is a predicted model, not a curated record. The coding region runs from base 1 to 504 and encodes 167 amino acids. The transcript is spliced from 2 exons. NCBI's taxonomy places the organism in Eukaryota, Fungi, Ascomycota, Eurotiomycetes, Eurotiales, Trichocomaceae.